Prorocentrum cordatum is the source of this 241-nucleotide messenger RNA. The record is from the annotation of a GenBank genome assembly. NCBI's taxonomy places the organism in Eukaryota, Dinophyceae, Prorocentrales, Prorocentraceae.
GCGCAGCUAUCGUCGCGCCUCCGGGCUGCCAGGGACCGGGGCCUGCCGCCGUCCGCAACCGACGUGGGCGACGGGGUGGGAGCCUGGCACGGGCUGUUGGCGGAGGUCAACAUGACCGGCGGCUUGGGCGAGGACAGGGGCCAUUCGGACGCGGUCUUGCAGCAGUGGAUCGAUCGCCUCUUGACCCCCCCGCGGCCGGAGCCGGCGGCGGCGGCCCGGGGCGCCUGGAGCUGGUCCGCAG